Polychytrium aggregatum is the source of this 495-nucleotide messenger RNA. RefSeq names its product putative 60S ribosomal protein L22. Gene Ontology annotation, biological process: cytoplasmic translation. NCBI's taxonomy places the organism in Eukaryota, Fungi, Chytridiomycota, Chytridiomycetes, Polychytriales. Gene Ontology annotation, molecular function: RNA binding; structural constituent of ribosome. Gene Ontology annotation, cellular component: ribosome. The coding region runs from base 50 to 442 and encodes 130 amino acids. The transcript has 3 exons. The record is from RefSeq and is a predicted model, not a curated record.
UCCCACAUUUCCCAGUGUUCCUUUGAGGUUCAGGAAUAACGCUCUAGCCAUGUCUCCCGCCGUCGCUCGCAAGGACACCAAGGCCAAGAAGGCCGCCCCCGUCAAGUUCACCAUUGACUGCUCCGGCCCCGUCAACGAUGGUAUCUUCGAUGCCGCCGCUUUCGAGAAGUUCCUCCACGACCGCAUCAAGGUCGCUGGCCGCACCAACAACCUCGGCGACGCUGUCACCAUUGCUCGUGCCACCGGCUCCAUCACCGUCACCGUCAGCGCCAACACCCAGUUUGCCAAGCGCUACCUCAAGUACCUCACCAAGAAGUACCUGAAGAAGAACCAGCUCCGUGACUGGCUCCGUGUCAUUGCCACCAGCAAGGGUGCCUACGAGCUCCGCUACUUCAACGUCGCUGCCGGCGAUGACGAGGAGGAGGAGGAGGCUGAUGCCUAAGCGUUUUGUCUCUCAUCCUGACCUGAAUAAAGCGCUCGCUAAAUGAAACGGGA